Molecule: messenger RNA, 2124 nt
Organism: Naegleria gruberi
Lineage: Eukaryota; Heterolobosea; Eutetramitea; Acrasida; Naegleriidae
Exons: 2
Coding region: 1-2124 (707 amino acids)
Source: RefSeq, a predicted model, not a curated record
AUGUCUCCCCGAACAAUCUCAAGAGCAAACAAGAUGCUACCGAUUGGGAUGAAAUGUGUUGAAAAGAUGCACCUCUUGCACUACAAAGACAAAAAGUUAGAAAAUGCGCGUUCAUCCAACAAGCAAUCAUCUUCAUAUAUUGGCUCUGCAAAUGCUCUCAAUGAAUUGUCCAGUACCAUUGUGGAUAAGGUUGCUGAGAGAGUUUUGGCAUUCUUGACAAGUAGUAUUCAUCCAUUUUCAGGAUUAUCCAGAACUAUUGCUUUUGAUUUUAAUAGUGGUUAUGUUAUGAGAGAUCCCAAUUCUAUAUUGCCUUACUUUUUCAAGAGAAGUUUAGUUUAUUCACCUUCUUCCAUUGGAUUCCACUUUUACAAUGAGGCUUAUAGUUAUUUCAAUAUUACUUACUUUUAUAGUGGUGUUCCAGUUCAAUCUUUUACAACUUAUCAUCAACCAUUCAAUUAUCCAGGUUUGGUUCACUAUUUGGCUAGUCCAAUUAAUGGAAGUAUUAUUGGAUUGAUUGCUAAUCAGACAACUCCUUUCAAACAAUAUACUCAGAGUUAUUGGAUUAGUAGUGAGAAAUAUUUUGCCAAGUUUAAUACUGAUAGUAUAUAUGGAGAUCCUUAUACUGUGGUCAAUUCGAGUACUUGCAUUUUUUAUGCAAGUAAGCUGUAUAAUCCAGUUGAGUUUGCAGUGAAUGGAACCAAAUCUGCACUUAUUGGAUUGGCAAAAAUUAACAUUUCCUUAUUAAGUAUUCAAAACUUUUUGAAAACAAUUACCAUGAUUGGAGAUGGCUAUGUAUUGGUUUCAGAACUGAAUGAUUUGGUGAUUGGCGGAAGUAUCAAUACGACUGCUUUGAAUUUCUACUCAAGGGUGUCAAUGUUCCAGCUCAUAGAUAGAGAUUCAGGAACUUUAAUGUCAGAGCUGGCUCAGAAAUAUGGAAAUUUAUCAAGCGUUCCAAAUACUGGAGCCAUUCAUUUUGCAAGCAAAGGAGUUGACUACUUUAUUUCAAGAAGAUCAUUCUAUUUGGAGAAUAUUUCAUGGAAUGUCUUUUUGAUUGUAUACAAGUCAGAUGUAGAAAAGGUCAGUAACAUAAAUACUGCCAUAUCAGUUGGUGUUUGUGUUGGGGUGAUUUUACUUGGUCUGGUCAUGAGUGCUCUGUUAGGUCACUGGAUUACAAAACCACUCAGAUAUUUAGAGAGACAAUUCAAUCAGAUCAAGACAUUUAGUUUGGAGAAUGUUGAAUUCAGAUCGAGUUCUUUCGGUGAAAUGAAUAGAAUUUACAAGCACUUAUACGAAAUGGUGUUAUUCUUAAAUGAAUUCAAACCCUACCUUCCAGCCAGUUUGUUCAAUCAAAUCAGAGAGAAAACUCAAGAAACUCCAAAAGAAGUUGAACAGUCAAAUAGUAAUAUGGCUCAAUCCAUGGCAAUGACUGAGAAAAGUUCAGCUUUGAGAAGUUCAAUUUCAAACGAUUCUUCCAAGCAUGAACGAAAGGGUACUAUUAAUGAGCUCUUCAGAAAGGGACUAUUCAAAAAGAAGGUGAGUGUAAUCAUGAUUGAGAUUUGUAAAGAUUCCAAUCAUGAUUAUUCAGAUAUUGAAAAUCAAUUCUCCAAAGUCAUCACAUUGAUUAGUUCCAUCACCAAGAAGGUUCAUGCUGAUUUGCAAGUAUUGAGUGUGCACACCUUCCAAUUGUCAUUCUCUGAUAACAACUCAUCCAAUAACAGACGCCACAAUCUAUUGGCCAUUGAGUGUGGUCUCAAAAUUGGUCGACUCUUGACCAGUAUCAAUGUGCAGUAUUAUAUGGCAUUAUCUGGAGGUGAAGUCUUGGCUGGAAACUUGGGAACUAAAGCUCUGAGAUAUUAUGGUAUUGUUGGACCAGUAAUGGCCAAUGUUCAGCAUGUUUUGCAGGUAGCCAAAUCGUUGAAGUGUGAAAUUCUCUCAGAUGCAUUCUCUCUUCAUGAACAUAGUGCCAAGACAAGGAUUGUUGCUAGACCAGUUUCGAAAGAAGAACUUUCUCAUGGUGUUGAGACUAUUUAUCAAGUCCUUAAAGAGAAUAUUGUGGAACAAGAUGGUAAGUAUUAUUUUUCAAAAUAUUAUAGUUUAAAUGUGAAAAAUAGAAUGGCUCUAUGA